CAUAGCUUGGUAGUUAGUGGGUAGUUAAUAAGUGCUUAUGGAGCACUUCUAUGACCAUUUGCCUUCCUGGAAACUGUUGUGGCAGAGUCAUUUCUUUUUCUUUUUCAAAAAAAAUCUUUACUUUCUGUCUUAGUAACAAUUCAAAGAUAGAUGGGCAAGGGAUAACAAAUAGGGUUAAGUGACUUGUCCAUGGUCAUCCAGCUAAGAGGUGUCUGAGGUAAAAUGUGAAACCAGGUCUUCCCAGCCUCCAGCCUGGAAUCACUCCACUGUGCCAUCUAGCUGCCCUGAAGAGCCAUUUUAUCUCUGUCCCUAUUCUCUAUUUUCUAGCCUGUCCUUGACUGAUGCCAGUGAUCAUUAGCCCAUCAUUCUUGGUAACAUUGUCUAGUGACAUGUCUCAUCUUUACCCCCAAAACCCCAACAAACUCAGCCAGAGCAUGUUACCCAGAAUGACAGCAAUAAUUGGGACCCCUGGGCAGAAAUUUCCAGCAUUUGUCUGUAAAACCCCCAAAUCCAGGUGAGAAGCUGAUGGGAAUAGGAGAGAGGACAGAAAUCCUCAAGAGGAUUCAAGGUGUAUGAGAGGAAAUAGCAAAAAUCCUCUGCUCAAAGCAAGAGAAUGGAUUUGAUGGUGUCUGUCAGGUAUAUGUGAUAAAGUUACAAAGAUAAUAACGACAAUAGUGGUGAUAAGAACCCUGUAGUAAAGCCCAACCCCAAGGCCUUUUUAUUAUGCUGGAAGGGCUCCCUCUUUUUUAAAAUGCAUACAAUCUGUCUUAGUAUCAUUUUAAAAAAAAUCUUGGACCUUUCAUCUUAGAAUCAAAACUAUGCAUUGGUUUCAAGGCAGAAAAGCAGUAAGGGCUAGACAAUAGGGGUUAAAUGACUUGCCCAAGGUUACACAGCUAGUAACUGUCUGAGGUCACAUUUGAACCCAGGUCCUCCAGACUCCUAGCAUUCUGUAGUCUGUGCUACCCCUCAAGAGCUCUUAAAUACAAUCAAAUUCAGUGUUUUCCACAUCAUUCCUGUUCUGUUCCAAUCUCUUUUGUGCAACAGUAUUUUUGGGUGGUCUCUAAAGUUGUUAAUACUUUUGAAUCUUGUGUCUUUUAAAAUAAAACAGUGUAUCUAUAUUUUAUUUCUGCUUAGUUACAUUUGACAAAAUAAAUUUUAAACUGGUGAGAAAGUUUCAAGUGAGAAACCAUGGCUAGAUACAUGAAGAGAGUGAGCAUAUCAGAGUGGAAGGAGCGUGAGCCUAGGAGUCUGGAAGUGCUACCUCUGAGGAAAGCUAGUUAGAUGACAAUCUUGAAGUCCCUUAACCUCUCAGUGGCCCCAGGCAACUGUCGAAGACUAAGUUACUGAGAAGUUGUUGAUUUGCAUGGGUGGAGAAGAUAUUUCUUACAUGCAUGAAACCACAGCAGGCCUAGACCAAAACAAAACAUGUGGGGAAGAAACUUGCUGACAUAGUGAGCUGAAAGCCAAUUGCAUUUGAUACCUUUGGUUACUAAUACUUGGACUUUUUACAAGUUUAGUGUUCAGGAUAACACAGCGUCCCUAUUAUAUGAAUGGACAAGGAAACAACUGAUAGAAAGGAGACUCACCUAAUCCUUAUAAAAAUCUUUUUUAUAUUAACUACCCUGCCCAUAAUUCCCCAUCCAAUUAAAUGUUCUUUCCUUAACAUUAUGGAAUUCUGGUAGUUCUUCCUUUCUUUCUGUCUGCCUGUCUGUCUUUCCCUCAAAUGCAUAUAAAAACCAUUUUCAACAUUUUUCUUUUGAGUUCCAAAUUCUUUCUUUCCUUUCCACGUUCUUCCUUCUAGGAUAACUUUCUAAAUGUCCAGGUCUAAGCUAUUUGAAUAGAUUGCAAGGCUUGGAAAUGAACAUCCCAUGACAUUUUUUUGCAUCUAGUUUUUGUACACAGCAACAGUAAACAGUGGAGGUAUAUAGAUCAAUCACUGGGUAAUAGCUAUUUUGAAAAAAACUCAGAUCAUCAUGACAACUUCUAGUGAGCUGAAGUUUUCAAUUCAAUUCAAUUCAAUAGACAUAUUCUUGGCACCUAGAAAAGGCCCAGUGUGGUGCCCUACUCACAAGGAGUUUAUAAUCUAAUCAAGGGAAUGGCAAAUACAUUAAUUCAAAGGAAAAGGGGAUAAAAGUACAAAGCUGAGGCCCAGGUAAAAUGCUAUGAGAAAUAUGAGGAGGGAAGAUCACUUUCACCUGGAGACUGAGCAGUUAGGGAAGGCUUCAAGGAGAAAGUGACCUUCAGUAAAAUAGAUUAGUUAACACCUAGGCAACUGAACUUAGAUAUUAUUUCAUUAAACCCGAGACAUGACUACCAGAAUAUGGUCUUCUAUUUGAUAAAAUCUGAUGGAAAAACUAGAGUAGUCUGGUAGAAAUUAGGUUUGGAUUAUGCUAUAUACCACACUAAAUUCCAAAUAGAUAUGUGACCCAGAUAUAACUAAAAAGGAUCUAAAAGGGGGCAGUUAGGUGGAUAGAAAGCCAUGCUCAGAGAUGGGAGAUCCUGAGUUCAAAUGUGACUUUAGAUAUUUCCUAGUUUGUGUGACUAUGGAGAAGUCACUUAUCCCCACUGCUUAGCCCAGUGAUGGUAAGCCUUAUCGAGAUGGAGUGCUGGGCCCCAUUCCUACCCCCCUCCCCAGACCAAGUGCCAUACCCUGUCCCCCUUUACCCCAGACAGUGGAGGGAGGAAGCACUCCCAUUGGCUGCUGGGCAGAGGGACAGGGGAAGUGAGGAAUGUCUUUUGGUGCAUGGAGGUGGGAGGGGAACAGCUCCACCUCAGUCCCUCUGGCUUUCUAGUAAUGGGCUCAGGUGGACACAUGUAGGCAUGCUGUAGGCCCUUUUUGGCAUGCAUGUCAUAAGUUUACCAUCAGAGCCCUAGCCCAUACUGCUCCCCUAUCUUGGAACCAAUACACAGCAUUGAUUCUAAGACAGAAGGUAAGGGUUUAAAAAUAAAAAAGAAUGACUAACUCAAAGAAAGAACUUGGAAAGGAAUAAAAUGUGUCUAACCUGGGGUCAUUUCUCCAAAUGGAGGCUCUAGAAAGAGUUUUUUUUCCAUAAAUGGGAUAAAAGUACCACAGGAAUGGAAGUAUGAACUAGGGUGAGAAGGCUGGAGGUGCUGAGGUAAAUUCCAGGGUGAGAUGGCAUCUGAGGCAUCAGGAUGCUAAAGUCUAGAGAGUCAGAAGCAGAGCUGGCAGGAGAAUGAAUGGAUGUAGUAUCUGAUCAUAUCACUGGAAGAGGUUGGUCACCAAGCAAUGGAUUUUUGUUUUUUUGUUUUUUUUGUCCACAAUUCAUGAUGCAAUCUAAUAGAUUGGGGGGAGGUGUUUCAAUUGGCAGCAGAGGGAGGAGUAAGCACUAUGAUGACAUUAUAGUUCUUUCAAAAUAUCAAAGUAAUAAUAAUGCCUUAUGCUUGUAAAGGGAUUUAUAGUUUACAGAACACUUUGACAUAUCUUAUAUCAUGGUAUGAAGGGAAAAUGGUUUAGUCAGAGGAUCUGGGUUCAGAUUCUGGCUCUCCCACUUACUAUCUAUAUAAUCUUGGACAAAUCACUUGCCCAAGCACCCAGUUUCCUUAUCUUUAAAAUGAGAAAAUAAUCCCAGAUGACCUCAAAGUUUCUUGCAGUUCUAAAUCUGUGAUCCUAUACUCUCACAUAUAAGUGUUCUGAAAAUUUCACUGCAAGUAGAACUGGAAAGUAGAACUUUGAGAUCAGGGUGGUUUAAUUCUCUCAUUUUCUAGAUGAAGAAAUUGAGGCUGAGGGAAUGAAUGUGCCCCAAAUCCCCCAGCUAGCUACUGGUAGUGCCAGGAUAGAGCCUUAAAUAUUUUAAGUGCUGUUAGAACACAUUUCAGGGACUUCCCAGAACAAGAUCAGGCUGUCUUUGCCCACUAAUGUGUAUUUGAGCUACCUGACUUCCUAUAAAAAGAAUAUGACAUCAUCAUGGGUAGGUCUAAGUUAUUAAGUGAUCUAGUGAUUUUGACUAAAAGAACUGGGAUUCCAGAAUGGACAUGUAGGCUUAAGACAGAAGUUGGAAAGGAAAUGGAUGAACAGAAUUGCAGGGAAUGAAACCCAGAAUGAACCGAUUCAGUUGGGAAACUGAAAAGAUUUUUCCUGGAGGGCAGAGUCCAUUUGACAUUUUAACUGAGUUGGUGUUCAGGUGGGGUCAGUAACAUAACCUGUCCUCCAUUAGAACCCUUCUCUGAUGCUCCAUUGUGGCACGGAGAUGCCCAUGAGUUCUCAAAGGUGAUACUAAAGGAAUAUAAAUGUUGCCAGAUCCUACCAAGGUGGAAGUUGUUUGAGUAAGGGCCUGAUGAGAUCUCUCUGACUACCAGCCUAGCUAAAUUCAUAGAAGUUCAUCACCAGGUUAGCCGUGGGCUAUUUGCCUCCAUUUCCUUAUCUGUCAAAUGAGCUAGGAAAGGAAAUGGUAAAUGACUAUAGAAUCUUGGAUAUGAAAACCCCAAAUGGGGAUACAGAGUCAGAAACAAGCAUUUUGGUCACAGCAACUCUCAAAGACAGCAGUGACUACUUAGAGUGAUGAAGUGAUCAUCAUUGUGCAGUGAUCACAAAGACAAAACAGUUCCUCACCUCUUGGAGCUUACAUUCUGUCUGUUUGUUAAGUCUUGGAGCAUUCAUGAUCAGUGUUGGUGGAGGGAGUUCCUCACUAAUGAAAUCUUAGAAUCUAGGACCUAGAUGCUAACAAUGUUGAAAAAUUUCAAUCUUGGAAUUAUGAAGCUGAGGAGUAGGGGUGACCCAGGGUUCCAUUAGGAAAGAUAACUACUCUUUGAGGUUGAGAAACAGGAGCUCGACCCUGAGGUAGGUUAGCACAGUAGUCAACAAACUCAGGUUUUGGUGUUAGUGAAAGAACCUUCAGAUGGCAAAGAAUGACAGCAGUGACUAUAUUAAGGAGCUGUUUGUUGUUAUGGGACAACACUUUUGUAUAGUCAACUGUGUCUCAAUUAUCUAUAGUUUAUACUCUAGAACUCUUUCCACUGCAAUAAGCUUAGUUGUGUGAAGAUAGAAUUAACUCUCUCCUUGUCUAUUUUUAGCUAAUCAAAUCAAGAACUUAAAGUACCCCUACUUAGCAUUAAGUACUGAGAGUUCUCAAGUUACUUACUGGAGUAAUAAGUUCAUACCUCCAAAGGCUUCAAUCCCCACUCCCUUGGGCAGUGCUAGGCAAAUUGAAAGACUGCCAUUGGUUUUUGUGAAGAAGGGGGAAUGACAGGAAGUGAUAUGGAAAAUAGGAGCCUAAAAGGAAGAGACCAGCAUGGUCCAGAGGCAUUCCCUCCCUGGUGUUUGAAGAGAUUGGUUCCGAAGAUUCAUUCCUUUCUUGGCUUUUGGAGAAAUUGGUUCCAGAGAUUCCUGCUUUGGCUUUGGAGGAGGCUGCAUUGGUGGGACUCUGGCUGAAGAUACUACCAGGACUUCUGGCUGAGGAUUACCAGGAAAUCCACAUGGAGACAGAGACUUGGGGAAGCCCUGCUAGGGGUGAGCCUGGCUUCUUAGGAGAAGGGCUGGUAGGCUUAUUAGAAUCUGUCUCUUUAUCUACAUUUUUCCACUUUCACUCUUUCCACCUCUUUGUAAAUAAAGCUGCUAAAAGUCAUUUUGACUUAAGCUGUAAUAUUUUUAAAUUGGUGACCACAGUAUUACUUUAGGGUUUUAUGCUAAUAUGGAAGUUCUAAAUUUAACUCUUAUAGUUGCAUAUGACUGUAUAUAGAAAAUAAAUGACAUAUUCAUGCCUAUAGUAAGCUUCUGGUUGAGUUGUAAUAUGAUAGAUACAGUACUGGGGCUGGCGUUAGCCUGGGUUUGAGCCUUGGCAGUGCUACUUACUAUUUGUGUGACCUUAAGCAAAAUCCAUAUAGACCACUCUGAACCUCAGUUUCCUCCCAUAAACUGAAAGCAUUGGACUUAAGAGACUCUUAAGGUCCCCUAAAUUCUAGAAUUCAUAUAGAUUUAUAUAUAUCAUAUAUGCACACAGACGCACAUAUAUAUUGACAUACAUGCACAUAUACACACAUAUCUAUAUUCAUAGAGAUUUCCUAGAGAAUGGUAUGUUAUUCUGGACAAGGUCAUCAUGCCAACCUUUUAUUUUAUUUAUUUAUAAACCCUUACCUUCGGUCUUAGAAAUGCUAGUCAAUUGGGGUCAAAUGACUUGCCCAGGGUCACACAGCUAGGAAGUGUCUGAGGCCAGGAUUGAACCUAGAACCUCCUGGCUCUGGGCCUAGCUCUCUAUCCACUGAGGUACCUAUCUACCCCUUGUGCUAGCCUUUAAAAUUUUUCAUUUCUGCUGCUUGUACUAAAAGUCACCUCUGCCCGGAAUUUUAAAGAACACCAUUUAUUUCCUACAUACAGUCAUAUACAACUAAGCUUACUGCAAUGGAAAGAGCUCUAGAGCAUAAACUGUAGUCAGUUGGCACAGUUGACAGAAGUACAUUCACACAAAAUUCACAUUUACUGCCUUACUUUGCUGAUUUCCUUCAAGUCUUUUUUUUUUAAACCCUUUCCUUCCACCUUAGAAUCAAUACUGUGUAUUGGUUCCAAGGCAGAAGAGUGAUAAGGGCUAGGCAAUGGGGUUCAAGUGACUUGCCCAGGGUCACACAGCUAGGAAAUAUCUGAGGUCAGAUUUGAACCUAGGACCUCCAGUUUCUAGGCCUGACUCUCAAUCCACUGAGCCACUCAGCUGCCCCUUCCUUCAAGUCUUAACUGAAAUCCUACUCUCCACCAUAAGUCUUUUAUGGUCAUCCUUGAUGCUAAUCCCUCUGAGAUUACAUCCAGUUUAUCCUAUAUGACUUUUUUGUAUAUAGAUGUUUUGUGUGUGUGUGUGUGUGUGUGUGUGUGGUCUUAGAUGUACGCUCCUUGAGGGCAGGGGAUGUUUUUGCUUUUUUUUUUUUUGGUAUCCCCUUAGCUUAGGGGAUACCCAAAGUUUAGCACUGUGCUUAGCACAAAGUAGGUGCUUAGUAAGUGUUCAUGAAUUUGACCUGAUUUGAAUGUAAGAGCUUCCGAAAUGCCUAUUCCAGAAACAAACUUUCAUUUUAGGCUUCAGUAACUCUGCAAUGUCAAUCUGCCCCAAACUUGAUUUCUGGGACUUUCCCCAACUCAAGAGCAAAGGGUGGGGAAGAAAGCUUCCUUUUAACUUCUUGACCCCUUCUUUCUGUCCCAUUGAUGUGGUUGAAAAAAACAGUGGACUAGGAAUCAGCAUUCUUGAGUUCAAGUCUUGUUUCUAUUAAACCCUGGACAAAUAAAUACUUUCACCAUUUUGAAUUAUAGUUUUCUCAUCUGUAAAAUGAAGGGUUGAACUAAAUAUCACUGAGUUUCUUUCAAGCUUUGACAUUCUACAUGCAACUUACAUUUCAAAUGAUCUGUUAAAGCAGGGACCUAUGUUCACCGUGGGGACAUUUUUCAGUAAUUUUUAUAUCAUGCUCCCACCCUGUUUUUUUCCCCUGGGAGCAUCAGAAUUUGACUGUUUCCCUAGAAGGAACCUUAGCUUCUAUGUAAGUAUUCAGUACAACAAAUUAUUAAAUAUAAAAUAGAUGUUAUUCAAUCCAACAGAAAACACAAAACACUCUUGUCUGAGCCUAUUGGUCAUUAAGGCAACUCUCUCCUUUGGUCAACUUUCACUUCAGGACUCUAGGGAUCUAUGCUGUUGACAGAUAGUACCACCUGGGUUGAGGAUAUCAAUGCAGGAAGAAUUUAGGAUUGUUAGGAAGUCAAGAAACUUUCCUCUCAUGAACUCUCCCUUAGGGAUCUACACAAUCAUUCCAGAUUUAUAGUGCCAUACUAGGAGUCCUUCUGGUAAGUCUCAGUUUCCCUUAGAACUUACAGAAUAUACAACUCACAAUAAUAGUGAAGAAAGAAAUCCAGGUAGCACCUUUCUGCACACUGUGGCUCCCUAUUCUGUUGCUUCUUUUAAUCCCUUUUAACUAUCAGCUACUUCUCUCCUGGUAAGUCCAUUUGGAUGUACUGGCUUCCUCUAGGGCCAUGAUGGCAAACUUAUGACACGCAUGUCAAAGAUGGCACUCAGAAGACCAUUCUGUGGGCACAUGUCAUUACCUGACAGAGUUAGUUGCUAGAAAGGCAGAGGGACUCAGGUGGAGCUACUUCCUUCCCCCUCUCCACUGUGCCUCCCCAGCCUUCUGCCCAGCAACCCAAUGGAAGUACUUACUCCCUCCCCUGAGCUGAGUGCCUGGGCUGCUCCAUCUCUUUCUCCCUCCCCUGUCUGGGGUAAGGGGGGGAAGGGGUGCGACAGCACUCGGUCUCUGGGAGGUGGGGUGCAGCAUGUAGUCUGGAGGGGCAGGGCAUGGCAUGCAGUCUCUCAAAUAUUCCCUAUCAUUGCUGUAGGGUUUUCUGUGUCUUUUCACCUUCUCAUAGAUCUGUUUUGUUUUGUUCUUGUUUUUUUUACCUUAAUUAGUCAGUAAUUCCAUUGCAUAUGGCUCCCUGAAGGAAUAAUAUGAAUGUGCCAGACUCUCUGUAAGGAACCAAGUUUGUGGGGGUAGCCACUCAGCUAUGAGUCUAACUUAUCUAAAGGCUAACUAGGGCAUAUGAACUCAUCUAGGAAUGUAAAUGAAAGGGACUAUUUCUUCUAGAAUGUCUUAGAGGACAAGAAAACUGCUUAGUUUUACAUACCCCCUAGACUUUGGGGAAACAAAUUUCAGUGGGUUUAUAGGAAAGAUAGAUAGGACCUGUGGUCUAAAAUUCAUCAGAGUAAACCCAAGAGGGAUGUUUGUGUGAAUGUAAUAAAAUACUGUUUUCCUCUAAGGAUGAAAAAAGUAAAGGUGUUAGAGAUGUAGAAAGACUUAUAGGCACUGAUGCAGAAUCAAGUGAGUAGAAUCAGAAGUACAAUUUAUACUCCAACAUCACUACUAUAAAAAUGAAUGAUUCUGAUGAACUCUAAUCAAUGCAAGGAACAUCCAUGAUUCCAGAGAAGUGAUGUCAGAGAACACUGCCUAUUUCACAACAGAGAAAUGAUGGACCAGUAUGCAGAAUCAGGAACACAUUUUUGAACAUGGCCAAUAUGAAAAUUGUUUCUUCUUGACUAUGCUUGAAUGAAGAAUUCUGUAUUUUUUGCUCAUUCUUUACUCCCCCCCCCCCCCGCCCCAGUGGAUACAGGAACAUAGGAGGAACAAGAAAAAUACUUGAUAGUUUUUUAAAAUACCUACAAAAGGAAAUGAUAUCAAUGGGUUAGAAAAAUGGGAAUUGUCUAAAGGGACUAACACAUGGACAAGGACUUCAAUAACCAAUGUUAUCUAAAAUCAUAUGUACAGAAAAUGGAAACAAAGACAGGCAACAGAGGAUACAUUAAAGAUAUGGUCAUAUAAAAAUUAUGUCAGGAAUGCUAAACUUCUGAACUGAGGGAAAGGAAUUUAAAAACAAUAAAAAAGAUAUGUUUUUGACAACUUGGAAGAAAAGAGAGGAUCAAAGAAGGGAUAGGACCAUGGCUUGGGACAGAUAGGAUGAUGACCCCUGAUAGAGGGAAAAGGAAAAGUGACUCCAGUCUUCUUUUGUUUUUGUUUUCUCUGCCAAGGAGAAUGACUUUUAGGCUGGAAAUGAGAGAGCAUAAAUGAAUGACAGAAAGUUGAUACCCAAGACAGAUAAGGAGAUAGUAAGAGAGCAUCUAGUUGCCUUUGAUGAAUUCAGGUCACUUGACCCAGAUGAAUUACAUUCAGGGAUAUUGAAAGAAGCUGAGGAUGCUAUUGCUGAGCCAUUGUCAGUAAUAUUGAAAAACUUUAUCAAGAAUAGAUCAUACCAGAUUAAUCUUAUUUCCAUUUUUGUCAGGGUUACUAAACUGGUAAAUCAGGAGAAUGUAGAUGUAGUCCACCUAGAUUUUUGUGAGUAUCUCCUCUUCUCAUGAAAAAGAUGGGGAGAUAUGGAUUACAAAAUAACACAAUUAGGUGGAUUUAGGAUUUGGCUACAGGGCAAUACUCAAAGAGUAGUUGUUAAUGAGAGUUGUUAAGAGGCUAGAUAGUUCAGUGGAUAGAGAACUGACCAAAGUCAAGAAAAACUAAAUUUGGGGCAGUGAGGUGGCUCAGUGGAUAGACUUUCAGGCAUGAAGUUGUAAGGACCUGGAUUCAAAUUUGGGUUUAGAUACUUCCUAGCUGUGUGACCCUGGGUAAGUCACUUAACCCUGUUUGCCUUCUUGCCCUUCUGCCCUAGAAUUGUUACUAGGACAGAAAAUAAGGAGAAACAAACAAAAAAAAAAGAACUAAAUUCAAAUCCUGAGGCCUUAGAUACCUCCUAGGUAUGUGACCCUGGCAAGUCACUUAGUUUCUAUCUGCCUCAGUUUCCUCAUCUGUACAAUGGGAAUUUAUAAUAGCACCUACCUCCCAUAGUUGUAAGGAUCAAAUGAGAUGAUAAUUUGUAAAGCAGCUGGCAUACAGUAAAUGCUUAAUUUAAUGUGCUUGCUUGCUUAGCAGUUCAAUAUCAGUGUAGCAAGAAGUCUCCUGUGGCGUUUCCAGGGACCUUUAAGGUUUCACAUUUUUGCCACUGACUUUGACAAAGGCAUAGAUUGCAUGCUCAUCACUUUUGCAGGACAGAAAACUUAGAGGGAUGGCUUUAUACACUGGAAUAAUAGAAUUAGGAUCCCAAAAGAUCUUGACAGGUUAGGCUGAAUAUAAUAAGAUGAAUUUCGGUAGGAAUAGAUAUAAAAUCUUAGAAUGGAGUUCAACAAAUUAGUUUCACAAAGGCAAGAUGGGAGGGAGCAUAGUUAGACUGCAGUUUGUGUGGAAAAGAUAAUGGGUUUUUUAGUGGCCUAGAGGCUUCAUAUGAAUCAACAUUUUGAUGUGGCAGCCAGAAAAGUUAAGUUGACCUUGGGAUGCAUUGAAAGAGCCAUGGCUUCCAGUUGUAAGUUAUUCUGCCCUAGUUAGGCUAUCUCUUGGGUAUUGGGUUCAGUUCUGUGUAACACCACUGGUAUUGGAGAUCGGUAAACCAAACAGUGUCCAGAAGGGGGCACCCAGGAUGACGAAGGUACUGGAGUUCAUACCAUAAGAAGGUAAGUUGAAGGAACUGGGAAUAUUCUCUAGGCCCAGCUCUCAAUCCACUGAACUACCCAGCUGCCCGUUUUACUGGAGAUUUUUUAACUGACUGGGUGACCACUUGCCAUGUUUUUUAGAGGGGAGAUUUCUUUCAGAAACUGGCAGAACUGUAUGGCUGCUGAAGUAUCUUCUGAAUCUAAACUCUGUGAUUCUGUAGUAACUUUAACACCCAGAACAAAGGCUUCAUUACUGGAAAAAAUGAAGAAUUUACACCUAGUCUGGGAACUAAGAAGGAGGAAGGGCUUAGUAGACCUUCCUAGAACAUGGCUGAGUACUCUGGCUACAUAUGAAUUCCAUGAAUUCCUCCUAUUGAAAUGCUGCUCCUCCUUCAGAGCCCAGAUUAAAUGACUCCUCUAUGGAGUGUCUUCUGAUGACCUAUCAGGUAUUUGUUUUCUCUUCUGAACUCUUGUGGUACUUUAUAUCACAUCUCUAGCAUCUGACAUAUUCUACUUUGCAUGAUUAUUUCCAUUGUUCUUAUAUUAUAGCCCUAAUUAUAAUCAAUUAGUAAACAUUUAUUAAUUGCCUACUAGGGCCAGGUGGUGCAAUGGAUAGAGUGCUUACAUUCAGAUUUGGCCUAGACACUGUGAUCCUGGGCAGGUCACCUAACCCUGUUUGCCUUGGUUUCCUCAUCUGAAAAAAAAGGAGCUGGAGAAGGAAAUAGCAAACCACUCUAGUAUCCCUGCCAAGAAAAUGUCAGAUGGGGUCUCAGAGUCAGGCAGGACUAAAAUCAGCAAUGACCAGGCAUUAUGCCUAAGCAUUAGGGACAGAAAAAGGCAAAAGACAGUCUUUGCCCUUAAGGGGUUUAUAGUCAAAUAGGAGAGACAAACUGCCAACAUAUAUAUGAAGUAAGCUAUGUACAGGAUAAAAGAAUUAGAAAUGAUUAGAGGAAAGGUUCUUAUAAGUUCUUCAGGGGCUGGGUUUGUGCCUUUUGAUCCAAGAUGCUCUUAGUAAGUGGUCUCAUUUCUUCCCCUUCCCCUGCCAUUUCAGUGUAACCAGCUCACAGAGCAGCCAAGUCUGAUGAGCUGUGCAGCAUGGGAAAACAGUUUGAUGUCAUGGAUGGUGCUUGACUUAGGAGUUAGGAAGUUCUGGAUUCAAACCAUUUACUAGCUAUGUGAUCCUAGGCAAGUCAUUUAACCCAGUCAGUUUUCUCAUAUGUAAAAUGAGGAAUGAAUUCUAAGGUCAGUUCUACCAUUUCUCUAUAGAAAGGAGAGGCUUAUCUUUAUUUUCUUGGUAUGAGGGGCACUGGUACAUAGGAGUCUAAUAAAUGCUUGUUGAUGGACUCCAUACUUGAGAACCAAUGUUGUUGCAGUUAAUCUUGAGUCCAGCUUCCUUUUAGUGUGGCUUUCUUUAUUAUAUUGUGUGUGUUGCACAUAUUCUCUUGGUUUUGCUUUCUUUUCUAUGCAUUAAUUGCUUAUUAAAUGAUUUAAUUCUGAUUAACUCUCCUUCAAGGAGUGUUUUCUCUGGGGCAGUUAAGUGGCUUAGUGGAUAUAAAGUCAGCCCUGCAGGUGAGAGGUUCUGGGUUCAAAUGUGGCCUCAAGACACAUCCUAGCUGUGAUCUUGGACAACUAACUUAACCCCUUCUCUUCUGCCUUAGAACUGAUAUUUAGUUUUGAGUCUAAGACAGAAAGGUUAGGGUUUGGGGUUUCUUGUUUGUUUUUUGAAAAAAGUGUUUUCUUUCUCUAUAGAAGGAAUAUAGCAUAGUGAAUAGAGAGCUGGCCCUGAAACUGAAGACCUAGGUCCUGUCCCAGUUACAAACUGGUUGUAUAACUCUAGACAAAUAAUUUAACCUCUCUGUUUUUAGGCAUCUCUUUAAAACUAAGUUGCAAAGGAGGUGUUGAAUUGGUACAAGGAGUUUCUUUACUAAGGAAUUCCCUAAACCAAUGAAACCCCACAUCCGGUCCCUAUUUAGAGAAGUGUUCUCUUUUCCUAUCAGCUUGCAUAUUUCAUUUCUGAACCUCUUGGAUUUAAUUUCAUGUCACCACACCCACCCCACCCAAAUCCUUAAUGUGAAUGCCUAGAAUGGGAGGCUUUGGGAUUGUGAUUGUAGCUAAGAUAUGAUUGUGCUAUUAUACAUACUAGAUUCAGGCUUCUCAGAGGGUCUUUGGCUUUUCUCUGCCACAUGAACUUAGCCAUUUUUACCAUUUUUAUCUUCUCUUUUGUGUAUGUUCUUUGGCCCAACCUUAAUGGCUCAGAAUGGAAGACUAUGGGAGGAAGGAUGCACAAAGCUUUAGAUGAUCCCUGCUAUUGCUUAUGAGUCUUGCUUCUUUGCCAUGGAAACACUUCCAACAAUAUAUUUAUGGAGAGGAAUUUUCUGGUUGGUUAGGAAUGUGUCAUUUGUGUUGGUUAGCACUGGCUACCUAGGGUCACAAGGGUCAUGUAUAUUUUCCAUCAACCAGCAUUAAGAUGAAGCUCCUUAAGCUCAAGGAGGAAAUAGAUAGUAAGACCAUACUAGAGUGGAUCUUAACCUUCCCCUCUCAGAACUAGAUAAAUUGAAUCAAAAUAUAAAUAAGAAAGAAGUAAGGGAAGUAAAUGAAAUGCUAGAAAAAUUAGAGUUAAUAGCUAUCUGGAGAAAACUGAACAGGGAUAAAAAGGAAUAUAUCUUCUUCUCAGUAGUAUAUAGUACUACUGAGUACAUAUACAAAGAUUGACCAUGUACUAGGGCAUAGAAAUAUUGAAAACAAAUGCAGAAAUAUUAAAUGCCAUUCUUUAAGAUCAUAAUGUGAUAAAAAUUAUAAUUAACAAGGGUCCAUGGGAAGGCAAAUUUAAAGUUAAUUGGAAAUUAAAUAAUUGAAUCCUUCAAAACAGGUAAGUCAAAGAAGAAAUCAUAGAAACAAUUGUAGACUUCAUGAAAGAGAAUGACAAUGAGGAGAUAUCAUAUCAAAACCUAUGGGAUACAGCCAAAGCAAUACUUAGGGAAAAAUUUAUAGCACUGAGUGCUUAUACCAACAAAAUAGAGAGGGUGGAGAUCAAUGAAUUGGGUUUGCAACUUAAAAAUUUAGAAAAAUAACAAAUUAAAAAUCCCUAGAUAAAAACUAAAUUGUAAAUCCUAAAAAUUAAAGGAACUAAUAAAUAAGAGUAGGAGCUGGUACUUUGAAAAACCAAAUAAAUUAGAUAAAGUAUUAGUCAAUCUAAUAAAAAAAAGAAAGAAAAAAAUUAAUAGUAUCAAAGAUGAAAGGGGCAAUCUCACCUCUAAUGAAGAGGAAAUUAAGGCAAUUAUUAAGAACUACUUUGCUCAGUUAUAUGGCAAUCUAGGUGAAAUGUGUGAAUAUUUACAAAAUUUCAAAUUGCCUAGAUGAACAAAAGAGGAAACAGAAUUCUUAAACAGUCCCAUCUCAGAAAAAGAAACCUAACAAGCCAUCAAGGAAUUUCCUAAGAAAAAAUCCCCAGGGCCAGAUGGAUUCACAAGUGAAUUCUAUUAAACAUUCAAAGAACAACUAAUCCCAAUACCAUAUAAACUAUUUGACAGAAUAAGCAAAGUAGGAGUUCUACCAAAUUCCUUUUAUGACACAAAUAUGGUACUGAUUCCAGAGCCAGGCAAGUCAAAAACAGAAAGAAAAACACAAACCAAUCUCCUUAAUGAACAUAGAUGCAAAAAUCUUAAAUAAAAUACUAGCAAAAAGGCUCCAGCAAGUGAUCCCAACCAUUAUUCAUUAUGAUUAGGUGGGAUUUAUACUGGAAAUUCAAGGAUGGUUUAAUAUUAGGAAAACCAUCCAUAUAAUUGACCAUAUCAGCAAGCAAACCAACAAAAAUCACGAUUAUCUCAAUAGAUGCAGAAAAAGCCUUUGACAAAAUACAACACCCAUUCCUAUUGAAAACAUUAGAAAGUAUAGGAAUAGAAGGGUCAUUCCUCAAAAUAAUAAACAUUAUAUAUUUAAAACCAUCAGCAAGUAUCAUCUGCAAUAGGGACAAGUUAGCAGCCUUCCCAAUAAGAUCAGGAAUGCCCAUUAUCACUUCUUUUAUUCAUAUGUUGUAGUAAAAACCCUAGCAGUAGCAAUUAGAGAAGAAAAAGAAAUCGAAGGGAUUAAAGUAGGCAGUGAGGAGACUAAAAUAUCACUCUUUGCAGAUGAUAUGAUGGUCUACUUAAAGAAUCCUAGAAAAUCAACUAAAAGGCUAGUGGAAAUAAUUAACAACUUUAGUAAAGUUGCAGUGUACAAAAUAAACUCACACAAAUCAUUAGUAUUUCUAUAUAUUUCCAAAAAAACUCAGUAGCAGAAAGAGAAAUUCUAUUUAAAAUCACUCUAGACAAUAUAUAAUUUUUAGGAAUCUGUCUGCCAAGACAAAGAAAUUUAUAUGAACACAACUACAAAAUACUUUUCACAUAAUUGAAACUAGAUCUAAACAAUUGGAAAAACAUUAAUUGCUCAUGGGUAGGAUGAGCUAAUAUGAUGAAAAUGACAAUCCUACCCAAACUGAUUUACUUAUUCGGUGCCAUACCUAUCAAACUACCAAAAAACUUUUUUAUAGACUUAGAAAAAAUUAUUACAAAGUUCAUCUGGAAGAACAAAGGAACUAAUGAAAAAAAAUGCAAAGGAUGGGGACCUAGCAGUACCAGAUCUUAAGCUGUACUCUAAAGCAUCAAAACAAUAUGGUACUGGCUAAGAGACAGAAGGGUGAAUCAGUGUAAUAGACUAGGGGUAAAUGACCUCAGGGAGACAGAUAAACCCAAAGAUCCCAACUUUGGGGACAACUCACUAUUUGACAAAAAUUGCUGGGAAAAUUGAAAAACAAUAUGGAGAAAAUUAGGUUUAGAUCAACAUCUUACACCAAGAUAAAUUCAAAAUGGGUAAAUGGCUUAAAUAUCAAGAGUGGAAAUCAUAAAUUAGGUGAACACAGAUUAGCAUACCUGUCAGAUCUGUGGGAAAGGAAGGGAUAUAAGACCAAGCAAGAGACAGAGAACAUUGCAAAAUGUAAAAUGAAUGAUUUGAUUAUAUAAAAUUUUAAAAGCUUUUGUACAAACAAGGCUAGGCUCCUUAGGAACUUGGCCUGAGAAGGAAGGUUAUGGUCUAGCUGCUGGUUUUUUGUUUUGUUUUGUUGUGAUUGCUAAAUACUAGUGCCAACAAAUUCACAAUUCAAUCCACUGUGAUGUAUAAUCCCAAAAACAGCUAAGGAAAACAGUCUAAAAGAGGGAUUACUACUGAUUUGUAUAUGUGAUCUUAUACUUUCAUACUUUUCCAUUUGUGGAAAGAAAGGAAGGGUGUAUGCUUUGUUUAUUAAAUGAGUACCAAUGUUAUCCAAUGUGUUUGAUCUGAAUUUUUUUAAAAAUUUUAUUUAAUUAGUCAAUUUAGAAUAUUUUUCCUUGGUUACAAGUCAUGUUCUUUCCCUCCCUUCCCCCCUACCCCCUCCCAUAGCCGAUAUGCAAUUCCACUGGGUUUUACUUGAUCUGAGUUUUGUGGCUGUUUAAAGUUGUCUUCGUUUAUGUAGUUGGAAUCAUUGUGUAGAACAUUCUUUAUGUUCUUCUUUGUUCAUUCUGUAUCACAACAUGCAAGUCUUUCCACAUUUCUUUGAAUUUUUCAUAUUUCUUUGAAUGACUUCAUAUUUGUCAUCUUGUAUAGCACAGUAAUAUUCCAUUAUAUUCACAGAUACACACAAUUUGAGAGUUGGAAGAGUCUUUAUUGAUCAUCUAGUCUAGGCCAAUAUGUCACAGGAAUCCUCUAUUAUGUCAUAUCUGAGAAGUUGUCAUCUUUUCUUUGGAGCCCUCCACAAAGAGGGAACCCACCCACCUUCCAAGGCAGCUCAUUAAUUCAACUUUUGGUCCACUCUUAUCAUUAGCAAGUUUUUUUUUUUACUGAUAUCAAGACUAAUUUCCUCUUUACAAUGCCUUCCAACUGCCCUAGGUUUUAUCCUGGGAGUAGGGGUGGGGUGUGAGGGCGUAUCCACCCAGCACUCAGGUUCUUACCUGUGGCUCCAAGAAGCUGUAGUAUUUACAACUGCCACACCCAUCUCCUCAGAUGGGUUUAAACCAGAUGGAGUAUAAUCUAUGGGCUACAAACUCAUCAGUGAGUCAGGGGGGUGUCUACACCAGGCAUGUGAAGAUUUCCCCCAGAGGAAUGAGUGGAUGACAAUUUGUUUCAAUAUCCAUGAAGGCCACUGAAGAAGGUGCAAUGGAACAUUUAGAGUUUGGUCAGACAUCAGAGAUGCCAAGGAUGCCCACUGUAUCCCAGGCCAUCACUAAUCAUCCUAUCUUUUGUCUUGCCACUGUAGACUUUUGAUGACUGGAAGGAAGAGCGAGGCUAACAACUUUUAUGCAACUCAGCUUCACUUAAAUCCAAUUCAUGCACAAGUCGACAUCAUCCCACGAGGUCAUUGGUCCUUUUUAAAAAUGAAGGAAGAACAAACAAUAACCUGCUGGGAUCAGAGCCUAAUCUUCCUCCUGUAUGACAGCCCUUCAGAUACCUACAGAUGACAUUUCCAAUUCUUCUCCUGGCUAAUCAGUCCUAGUGCCUCAAUGGAUAACAUCCAUUUCUACAAUUUGUUUAGCCAUUCCCUGGUAGUUGUUCAUUGUUCAUUUCCAGAUAGUGUUUGUUGAGCACAUGCCAUUAAUCUCUGCUAUUAGGGAGACCACGGAUGGUGAAUCAUUUGAGCCUGGGUAGUAAGGCUGAAGUCCAUUAGGUGUCUCCACUAAGUCUGGCACCGAUAUGGUAAGCUCCUUGGGGGAGGAAGAUACCAGCCUGCCUAAGAGGGAUAAAUAAACUGGCCCAGGAAAUGAAAUAGGUCAAAACUACCCUGCUGAUCAGCAGUAGCAUUGGACCUAUGAUUAGCCAAUGCAUUUUCAGCACCAAAAAAAAAAAGGAAAAAAGAAAAAUUGCUGGGUACCAUUAUGAAUAUUUUUGUCCUGCAUUCUUGCAGCAAAAAAACUUAGAAAAGUAACUUCAGAGGAAACUAGGUGGCUUAGUGGAUAGAGAGUUAGGAGGCCUGAAGACAAGUCCUGGAUACAAAUUGGCCUCUGACACAUCUUAGCUUUAUGAUCCUGCACAAGUUACAUCCUAAUUGCCUAGCCCUUAGUGCUCUUCUGCCUUAGAACUGAUAUUGAUUCUCUGACAGAAGAUAAAGGUUUAAAGAAAAGAAAAUUAACCCUAUAGGGAUAUCGUGGUUUAACGUGUAUGACCAAUUUUGUAAGUCUUGUUAUAACUACUCUUUUUGGAAGAGGCCAAAAUAGCAGAUGUGCACUGAUAACUGCUUGGUUUCACUUUUAUUUAAUUCACUCCUAAGGAGUAGAUUAAAGGAGAGAAACUAAAUGAAUGUGAGGAACUUAACUGCUUUAUCCUGAGCAGUAGCCAGGCUGGUGAAUAAUAAUUAUAAUUAACAUAUGGUUAGUGCCUUAAAGUUUGGAGAGUAUUUUGUAUCCAUUAUUAUUUCAUUUGUGCCUUCUUGUACCCUAGUAAGGUAGGUGCUAUCACUAUUCUAAUGAUGACUAGAUUGUAGCAAAGGGAAAUGAAGGAACUUGUCCAUUGUCACAUGAGUAAGGGUGAGAGGUGGGAUCUAAACCCAGAUUUUCCUUCUUUCAAGGCUAGAGCACGUCUUGAGAACUAAAUCAAAAUUUAUUCAUUGUUUUUCAGUCAUGCCAGAUUCUUUGUAACCCCAUUUGGGAUUUUCUCAGCAGAUAUACUAGAGUGGUUUGUCAUUUCCUUUUCCAACUCAUUUGACAGAUAGGGAAACUGAGGCAAAUAGGGUUACAUGACUUGUCCAGGAUCACAUAACUAAUAAGUUUCUGAGGCUGGAUUUGAAUUCAGAAAGACAAAUCUUCCUGUCUUCAAGUUUGGCACUAUAUCCACUGCCACCUAGCUGCCCACUUCAUUCAUUUAUAAACAUUAUAUGUGCCUGAGUACCUUGGUUGAUACAUUUAGCUCCCAAAUUGAACAUCAGAUAUUGACGAGUUUCACUAAAUCACAUUGCUCCAGUUUUUCUUUCCUGGUUCCUUAGGAGGUCGGAAAGCAAGAAAUAAUAAGUUUAGAGUUCAUGGAUUUGCUCUCUAAGCCUACUUUUAUAAUAAAAACAAUAAUAGCCAACAUUUACAUAGUGCUAAGAGGUUUGUAAAGAACUUGACAAAUAUCUUAUUUAGUUUUCACAAAAACCUUGGGAAGUGGGUACUAUUAUUUUACCUUUUAGAGAUGGAGGAAACUGAGGUUAAAUUACUUGCCUAGGGUAAUACACCUAGUGUGAGGGAGGAUUUGAACCUAAGUCUUCCUAACUUCAGGCUGUAUGGUCUACUUUUCCUCAUCCAUAAAACUGGUUUAACUAGUAUACUUGCUGUCACUGUCAUCUUUAAUAUCUGACCAAGCUCUUAAGCACUCUAUGGUGCCUGCUUCAGCUGCCUUCAUAACCAUUGGAACAAAUUGUUCUCAUAUACCCAUUCCACUGUGGAAGUCUUCACAUGUCUGUAGUAGACUUCCCCUUAACUUAUUGAUGUGUUUGAAGCCCGUUGGAAACUUUCAACCUGGUUUAGUCCAAGCUGGGUGUGGAUACUACAGAUUCUUGGAGGCACAGGUUAGAGUUGAAUGGCCAGUGGACACCUAAAGUAGAUUGAGUAUCUCUGAAAAGGACCCAGCCAGGCCUCACAUCAGAAGUGCUAGUACUCCCUGAAACCCCCAAACACCCCAAUGAAAAGGAUGGCUUUCCUGAAACAUCAUUCUAUUCCUCUAGGUGAACUGAGCGUCUUUUUCCUUGAGUGGAGUAUGAAGACCAGAGGCUCUUAGAUUCCAGAGAUGACUUGGCUGCACUGAUGCCCAUUUUUUCUAGCCAUGACCCCAAACACCAGUUCAUUAGACUAUGAGCUUUUUGAGAUCAAGGACUGACUUUUUGCCUUUCUUUGUAUUCCAUAAUGUUUAGCAUAGUACCUGGGACAUAGUAGAUAUUUAAUAAAUGUUUAUUGAUUGACUUCCUUUCCUCUUCUAGAAAGCAUGUAAAGUCCCAAUCAUACACUGAACACCUGCAGGUUGACACUCAGUGGAAAUAAUAUCUACCUUUGGAUCAAGAGUAGGUGCUGCAAAGACUUGGAAUCUGACUUCACAAGCAUCUAAAGCAUUUCCAGGGAAGAGGUUUCAGGUGGAGAUAAUCUCUCCACACCUGCUUACCUCAUCAAAGAGGUCAGGUUUAUAGAAUCCUAGGAUAGUAGGGCUGGAAGGACCUUGGAGAUAAAUUUAUAGAUGACAGUAUUCACAUGACAAUUCCAGAGAGGUAAUUUUACCCAAAUGAAAUAGAAUUGAGCAUUCUAACACCAAGACCAAUGACACAAUGAAAAAGCAUUACCCUGGAUUGAACUGGAUGAUGGCUGGGUUCAUCCUCUACCUGUGUGCAUCCCCAGGACCUCCAAAAGCUGCUUUCUCCUUUCCUUCAUUUGAAUGCUGCAGGAAGCUGGGUGAAGGUUACAUAGGCAGGGAUGUUUCUUUCCUAUAGGACUCUCCAGGUUAUAAAGGAGAGAAAAUGAGGUGAGGGAAAACUGGCCAAGUUUAUCUUAUCAAGUGUCAUUUUCUACCUCCUAUUCUACUAGCAAAUCCUUAGUCCUACUCCCAACCCCUUGGGAAUUGACUGGCUUGGCCAAAGGGAAGGAAGGAAACAAACAUUUAUUAAACACUGGGGCUUUACAAAUAUUGACUCACUUAUCCUCCCAACCAUUAUUACCCCCAUUUUAUAGUUGAGAAAAAGGAGGCAAGCAGAGGUUAAAUGACUUGCCUAGGAUAACACAGACAUUAAGUGUCUGAGACAGUAUUAGAACUCAGGUUAGGUCUUCCAGAUUCCAAGUCCAGUGCUUAUAUGCAUCUUGCCCCUACCAGUACUGCCCCUUUGGCUCCCCAGCAAUCUCUAUAGGUAUGGGUUUCCAUUACUUCCUUUUCUUCCAGGUUCAAAUCCCAAAUUUGGUGAGCUAUCCCAAUGCCAAAAGCAAAAAGGGGAACCCGAGAGUAAAAAGUGGAGGGUCUUUACUAAUGAUCUAAUACAGCCUCUUCCUCCCUUCAGCGGGGAGGGGGGGUGCAGGAAAGAGGGAAGAAAUUUAGCCAAGGUCACACUAGUGGCAGAGUCGACGCACCAGUACCCAGGUCUCCAAGUUUGGAGUCCAGCCGUCCCUUCUGUCUUCCAUGGCCUCCUUGGGCAUGCAUGCAGUGUGCUUGGAGUUAAAAGACGGUGGAGAAACUGGGGGUGUGGAGAGAGGCUGGUCUAGUUUCUUCAAUUACACCCAGACCACUUUAGGAAGGAAAACCCGUAUGACUUCUACUUUUUUUCGGCACGGGUCCUUGAAGGUGGGUUCCGGGAAAAUUUCUAGUAAAAUCAAGUCUCCCUUCCCUCACUUUCCAGGCACUAGGCUCUAGUUGUGCCAAGUCAGAAAGUGGAGGAUAUAAUGCUCUGCUAAUGAAGUGCGGGGGUGGGGAGGGGGAAGAAGCCAGCCUGACACCACAUCCAGAAACAGAACAAUUUCUUUAGGGAAGAGACACUCCUUUCCCUCUUCCCUCCCCUCGGUGUUUGUUUCUGCCGCCCUCCUCUCCCCCAACCCCCCACAUUUCCCAGGCUGGGACACUUUCCUGUCAGGCUGAUGGGUUUCCAAAAAUUUCGUCAGCAUCUCCUCCUGACCUUGGGGUUUGCAGGGAAAGCAAUGCAUAGGCCAGCUGGAUCCUUGCGGAUCAAACGGUGGCCGACCUGGAGGAAAGGGGAGCAGAUCGAAGUCCUGAGUGUAGCUGAGGUAUGCUGGAAAUCCCCACUUCGGUGGGGAGGCUGGUGGUUUUUAAAAACGCCUUUCCCUGCCUUAUUUGGUCACAGGAAGUGGGCGGGGAUCGGCCUGCUCCGGGAGGGCGAGAUCAUAAGACUGUAGUGCUGAUGAAGUGGAAGAGCUGGUUUCAGUUCGCCGUAGUGCAUGUGUGUGAGGCUGGAGGGUGUCCCUGGGCUGUGCUGUGGAGGGUUUGGGUUGUGCAAUCCUUCCUAAGCGCCAGAGAAGAAGUCCUCCCCUGCUGUUGCAUGCUCCCCCCGCUCCCCCCGCCUCUUUUUUUUUUUUUUCAAGCUGUGAGCUCAACCGAUGAGUCAGAGCCAUGCAAUCCUGACACUGCAUCGCAGGGCUGGGGGUGACACAGAGGGAGAGAGCGAGGGAGAAAACACGGGCUCUGUGCGAACCAGGUACUUAGAGCAGGACUGAGCCCUUGCACGGCGGACCGAAGGUGACGGGACGCCAAGGGAUUUGCAAGCAAACUUCUCACUCCCUCCGAGGACCCGUGGAGAGAGGGCCCAUCAGCCAGGAAGGAGGGGGUGGGUGGGCAGAGAGCGUCGGUUUGUUUUUAAAUUUGGGGAGGUGCGUGCAAGCUGGUGGUUCCCCGGGAGAUCGAAAUCGGUCCACUGCAGCAGGAAGGGAAGCCGAUGCCGGAGCUUGUCGGCCCGUUCCCGCUCCUCGGAGCUGGCACAGGGCACUGAGAUGUUUGGCACCAUGAAUUGGGGGAGGAUAAAAGAGGUGAAGCACCAGGUUUGAGCGGAACCUGAAGGAACCUUGAGCAACUGACCAAGUCUACCUGGGUCCUCCUCCUUUCUCCUGUUCCCCCCUUUUCUUCCUUUGGCAACUGGAAAUUACCAUUCAUCAACCACUGAGGGGGGGCCCACGCUCCAAGGGGCUUUUCCCUGGGGGAUGGGCAGCUGGUGAGUGGGUAUCUCUUGGCCCUGGCAUAGCAAACCACACGAUGAACCUCCAGGCCCAAUCCAAGGCCCAGAACAAAAGGAAACGGGUUCCAUUUUUCAGUGACCCAGAAACAGCCACAAAGGAGCAGCAGCAGCUGAAGGAGGGGCAGUAUUAUGGUCAUGGUGGGCCGGGUAGCAGUGUCCCUACCUCCCAGCCCACCGAGCUACCCCCUCACAACACCCUGUCUCUACUGAAUUCAGUGGUUUACAGAACAGAGCGGGGCAACCCUCCCAUGCUCUCUCAACCGGUGGCAGCUGUCAAGUGGCCAAACUCAGUGAUGGGCCGGGUGCCUGACCGGGGUGGGGAUGCAAGCUGGCAGCAGCAGCCCCAGCCUUCUCACCCGUUGUGGAACCACGCACUUUCUAUAUAUGGUGGCCAAAAAGGGGCUCCUCACCCUGGGGUUGCGGUCUCGGGCUUCUAUGGUCACCCUGAAUCCUUGAAACGAAGCCAGGAGAAGGGGAUCCUGUCGAUGGAUCCCUACAACGAUGCCAUACAGCAGAUGAUGACCCAGAAGGCACAGAUGGAGCUGGGGAGAUCCCAGGCUCCAGUGAACUCCUUCCAUACACCCAAGAAGCCUCCGGGCCAAUUGCCCCUGCAGCCUUUCCAGCUGGCGUUUGGGAACCAGGUGAACCGCCAUGUUUUCCGACAGCCCCCGCCUGGUACCAACCCUGCCCCUUAUCCCCCUCAACAGAAACAGCAGGCCCUUCCCCAGAUGCAGCUUUUUGAGAAUUUCUAUCCCCAGCAGCAGCCUCCACCACCCCACUCCCAGCAGCCCCAGGACUUCAGCCUUCAGGCAGCUGGCCCCAUGGGUCAGGCUCACCUUGGGGCCCAUCACGCUAUGGUGCCCUGCCCCUUCCCCCCCAACCCUGAGAUGAACCCAGAGCUCCUGAAGGCCCUCAUGCAGGACCAGCCUACACAACCUGUGCUACCUCAGGCCCAGAUCUCCUUUCCACGACGCUCCCGACGGCUCUCCAAGGAAGGGAUCCUACCGCCCUCAUCAUCCGCAGCUGCCCUGGAUGGACCUGCUCCCCAGCCCCGGGAAGAGAUAUCCAGCAACCUUUUCUUGCAUCACUGGUCACAGCAGCAGCACCUGCCGCAGGCGAAUCUGGGGCAGCCCCAUCCCGAGGCCCUGGGUCACGAGAAGAGCAGCCACCUCAUGCCCCAGGCAGAGCAAGGUGGGGGAGCGCUCGGGGGGCAGCAGCACCUCCCGGAAGGGGAGAGACUGGCUCAGAAUGGCCGGGAGCGUGAGGCCCCUGAAGGCAGUGAUGCCUGGGGAACCAAUGACUUUGGGGUGGUUCGAGGAGGGGUGAUCCAGAGCACGAGACGGCGGCGGCGGGCCUCCCAGGAGGCUAAUUUGCUAACAUUGGCUCAGAAAGCUGUGGAACUGGCCUCGCUCCAGAAUUCAAUGGAUGGUGAAGGCCUAGAGGAGAGGAGGAAGACAGUGGUAGCCUCUGCAGCCAAGAGUGUGGUAGAAUUUGCAGGGCCCUCAACACCAUCCAAACGGGCCAGAGAAGACAGUGGCAUGGUUCCUCUCAUCAUCCCUGUGUCAGUCCCUGUGUGCAGGGUAGAUCUACCAGAGGUGGCCCAGCUAGGAUAUUCAGAUGAUGAAGGAAAAGUCCCUUUGGCCUCCGGACCUGAUCGGAGCCCCACAGAACACAAACCCUCAGUGAUCGUCACCCGAAGGAGAUCCAACCGGAAUCCCUUGACUGAUGUGCCAACCCAGGUUGAAGAUGCAGAUCCCAAGGGGGAUGGUGAGGGCCUAGUCCGGAAACCCAAACAGAGGCCUCGGCCUGAGCCCUUGAUCAUCCCCACCAAGGCCGGCACUUUCAUCGCCCCUCCGGUCUACUCUAAUAUUACUCCCUACCAGAGUCACCUCCGCUCACCUGUUCGCCUGGCCGACCACCCCUCUGACAGGAACUUUGAACUGCCCCCCUACACGCCCCCGCCGAUCCUCAGCCCUGUGCGCGAAGGCUCUGGCCUCUACUUCAAUGCCAUCAUGUCAGCCACUGGCCUGGUCGCCCCUCCCCCCAUUACACCAAAGAGUGCCCACCGCACCCUGCUCCGAUCCAAUAGUGCUGAAGUCACUCCACCUGUUCUUUCUGUGAUGGGAGAAGUUACACCUGUCAGCAUCGAGCCUCGAAUCAACGUUGGAACUAGGUUCCAAGCAGAAAUUCCCCCAAUCCGGGACAGGGCCCUGGCAGCUGUUGAUGAACAUAAAGCAGACCUGGUCUGGCAACCAUGGGGAAACCUGGAUGCUAGCAGAGAAACUCAAGGGCAAGUGGAAGACCUUCUGACCGCUGCCUGCUCUAGUAUCUUUCCUGGCGCUGGAACCAACCAGGAGCUGGCCUUGCAUUGCCUUCAUGAAGCCAAGGGUGACAUCUUGGCUACCCUGACCAAACUGUUGCUCAAGAAGCCACUUCGACCUCCUGAUCACCCACUGGCAAAUUAUCACUAUACAGGGUCUGACCAGUGGAAAGUAUCUGAAAAAAAGCUUUUCAAUAAGGGCAUUGCCAUCUACAAGAAGGACUUCUUCCUGGUGCAGAAGUUGAUUCAGACCAAAACAGUGGCCCAGUGUGUGGAGUUCUACUACACCUACAAGAAGCAGGUGAAAAUUGGGCGAAACGGGACCCUGACCUUCGGGGAUAUCGAUGCCACUGAUGAGAAACUGGGGCAGGAGGAAGUGGAAGUGGACAUUAAGAGUUCCCAGAGGUUGACAAGGGUCCAGCCUCCUAGAAGGGAGGCCCCAAGUGAAGAAUGUGCAUCAGCCAAGAAGGAGGCCAAGAAGGAGAAUGGGGAGGAAGAUGGGAAACAGGAGGAGCAAGAAGAAGUUCGAGAGAGGAGCCGGAGGGCAGCAGCCGUCAAAGCUGCCCAGACCAUACAAGCCAAUGAAGCGCUCAACGACGUCCUCAUCCUGAGGAGCCACGAGUCCAGUGCUCCUGGGGUGGCCAGCAGCCGAGCCACAGAGAAGCCCAAGGAGAGCUCUGGGAAGUCCCGAAGAUCUGGGCCCAAUACAGAGAAGAAGACCACAGAGACCUUAAGUAAAAGCCAGAACCAGGACAGCACGUUCCCUUGUAAAAAAUGCGGCAGGGUGUUCUUCAAAGUCAAGAGCCGCAGCGCCCACAUGAAGAGCCACGCGGAGCAGGAGAAGAAGGCGGCGGCGCUGAAGCAGAAGGAGAAGGAAGCCGCCGCCGCUGCCGCCGCAGCCACCCGCCUCCAGACCCGACGGGAGCCCAGCAGCAGUAGCAGCGGUGGCGGUGGCGGAGGGGGUGGCAGCAGCAGUGGGAGCUCAGAUGAAGAUGGGGAGGCGUAGGGAGCAGGGACUCAGCUGGGAAAGCGGUGAGGCUGGUUCUCCCUCACUCUCCCUGGGCUGGGCGAUUUCCCUCUCCGCUCCUUCACCGGCCUCGUGGCUGUUGCUGCCUGGCUCGAUGGACACUCGGGGGAGUGAGAAGGGAAAGGGUGAAGACUUUAAAAAACAAAACAAAGCAAAGCAGAAGACAAGCUUUUAUUUAAUUUAUAAAGGCCCUGGGAACAGUGUUACCUGGAGCAAGACCCGGUUCCCCUCCCAGGGAGUCUGUCAGGCUUUGUCCCUGUGCUUUUCCAGAAUGGUUAGGGCUAAUCUCUCAUACUCCUGGCGUCAUCGACCCUCCCUCUCCACCAAGCCACAAGGCUGUUGGUUGCUGCUGCUACUUCUUCUGCUUUUUUGGACACCAAACUCUUGUUGCACAAUUGCCCCUUUCCCUUAGCUUUCCAUUCCUCCCGAGUCACCUGGAAGUUAUUUUAGAGGGUGAAAACUCAAGCUAUACCCAAGUUUGCAAGAUUUCUCCUUGUCCUCCCGGAUGCAGCCUACCAGAAACUGAGCAACAUUGCUCCAAGAGGCACUUGGUGUCUCUCUUCCGCUGCCUUGUGUGGGCAGAAUGUGUGGCCUCUUCCAGGAGAGGAACCUUUGGGCCUCUCCUCGAAUCUGCCACCUAGAACUAGAGCGGUCAAGCUCCCAGCCAAGGGCAGUGAGGAGUAGCAAGCACACUGAUGCCCAAACCAAAGCUUCUCUAGUGACCUAUUCCCAGCAUCCCUUCCUUCCCCUGGGGGGAGGCUGCCAGGGAUGCAUUGUGUGCCCGGGCAGAUGGGAGAAGAGUGAAAGGAAGAAAGGGCAGGGACUCGGAUAUUUUUUCCCCAUUAUCUUUUUCAGGGUCUUAGCUUUCUUGCUUCCUGGCAAUUUUGCCUAGAGCUGAGAUGAAUUUCUCAACCCAUUGGAGAUCUAAAGCAAAUGCAGUGGCAGCUGUCUCUGCUAAUAGACCUUCCUGGGGAAAGAGAGCUAGCGAGAGGGCCUGCCCUGCCAUGGGGGAAGGACUGGUGAGAAGGCAGCCCCCUGGUUUUUGCUAAACUGGACUCGUCCGCUUUGCCAAACGCCUUCCAAAAAGUUCCUAGCUACUGUGAAAGAGGGCUUCAAGACCAGCUCAAAUGUCACUCAGGACCUAGCUCCUCCUUGUGAUUAAACUCCAUAAUCCCCGGGGGAUGCCUGAGCUGAGCCUUUGACUUUCCUGCUGAUGGUCCCCUCUAGACCCACCCCCACCCCAUACCCAAACCCUUGAAUUGCCGAAACAACCCGAGGGUUUCAUGCUCUUUGUCCUGGCCUCAUACCGGCUACUGUUGUAUGGGAGGCCCAGACUCCCCUGAUUUCUUCAGAUUUGGGGAUCCUUUCCUGCCAGGGCAGUCACUAAACUAGAUGGAAAAGAAGGGUGGUGUGCUGGGAAUUAUUUAUUUUUCAUAUUUAAUUUUUCACAUCUGCUCAGGGAGCAAGGGCCUCUUGCUUUCCAGAGGCCCAAUUUGUUUAUCCAAAAGUAAGAUACCUACCUGCCCUCAGAGGGAAAUGACACCAAGGACCUGUGCCAUAGGACCACCUCUCUGGAAGUGGCCCCUGACAGUGGAGGAAAUGAGGUUUCCCCAGAUCCAUCACAGUUCACCUGCUCAAAGCAAGGAGAGAGCCCAUCAGAAAGUACUUCUGUGUUUGCAAAAGAAUUUUUUAAAAAAAUGAACAAAAGUAGGGGCUGCGCUCUCAGUUUUCUUGUCUCUAUUUUCAGAUAGGUUAAGAGCAGUGGUCGUGGGAAGUCCAUUCAGCUCCAGCUGAAUUUGGGUUUAAGUGGCCCAAGGAUUCUGUUCCCAAAAAAAACUACUGUUAGCAUGAUAGAGGUGUUCUAGAAUUGAUGGGAUGGAAACUUGGAAAGGGGAGAAGAUUCUGAACACAGCCUGUGGGGUUCAGAAGAGCCUGUCUGAUUCUAAGGAUGGAGUAUUUUCUGGUCACAUACGUGAACUGAGAUCCAGAGGAAGUAGCCAAGAACUAUCCUUCCCAGUGAGGGACACCCCGUCCCACCAGGCUAGUGAUUUGGGGGAGGGUUUGCUUGUAACCUGUAUACUCUUGGCUAUUCUUCAGUAUCACUUGUACAUGAAUAUGGAUCUCCAGGCUGCCACAGGGGGAUGUAACCAAAUCCUUCUGCCUAGCCUUCUAGAGAACGACUUGGAUUUCCCAACUCCUUGCCCACUGAUCAGUUUUCCUCCAUUAGCUUGUGCGAAUUCAGUGUCCUAAGAUUGCAUAAAAUCUGGUACUUGCUCAAGAAGCAGUAAGUUAAACUCAAUAUUGAGUGCCUUCUCAGCUAGCCCCGAAGUGCUACUUAUAUGUCCCAAGAUUUUUCUAUUUAGAAAUUCCUUUAGUUUUAGUUCUUGUUUAGACACCCAAAAGCUGCUCUUGUAACAGAGAUCUUCAGCCAGAGGAGACUCUUCUAUUUCCUCAGAGAGUGGAAGGAUCACCUCUCUUGGAAUUCUUUGAAUAAUAAAAUGAUUCUUUUCCCUUCUCUCCCAUCCUCAUCUCCAACCCCAAUUUCCAGCUAGCAGGGACCUUCCUAGAUUAGGGUAGGCAAGAAAGAUAAGGCAGUUAUCUUUGUUAAUUUGGGGAGAGAAAAGUGAUCUAGAGUUAAGUAUGAAAAAUUCAUAUCUUUAAGGAAUUAAAGGCAAUCAUGGCCAGUAAAAUCCCUUUAAAAGAGAUUCCAUAAACUAAGCUAAAGUAAAACAAAUCCUCCUAUGGUGCUGUUCUCUCACUAUCCCUGAUAGGUUCGAUUGCAUUUUUCUUUGCUUGACCUAAUCAGAAAGUCCAUUGCUUUGGGAAAUUGGAUCAUCAGUAUCUCUAGCUGUAAAGAUUUCUGCUUCCUCCCUACUCCCUAUCCUUCUGGGUCCAUUUGUAAUAGCUCCAUCCCCACUCACCUGAGGACAUGAAACCAUUCAGAAUCUAGACAGGGAUGGGGAAACCUGUUGUCUGAAGGCCUUUUUUAACUGUCUGUGCCAUACAACCUGCCUGGGAUGUGAUUUGGGUUUAGUGUGGAUCCAGCAUAUGCCACCUGCCUGUUGAUAUUUCCUUGGAGUGAUUUGUCCUUUUAAAGGAAAGGGGCUCCCCACCUCUGAUCUGGACCUAGAACUUGGUCUUGUAAUUCUACAUGAGGGGAGCAGUGUGGUGCCAUUUUAUUUUCCUUUUUUACUGCCUUCAAUCUCCAUCUGUGGUUAAAAAACAUUCCCUCUUCUUCUGCCAUCCACAUACCUCCCAUUGUACCAAAUGGAGUUGAGCCAGUGGUACAGGGCUUUUAUAUGCUGCUUGGGUCAAAAGGGAUUGUCUGCAUUCAACUGCCUCCAUGAUACCGCUUCUCUCUCAUAACAUAUGCUAGGAUUUUUGUAUGGAGAAUCUGAUGCAUAUUCGAGUCUCAGCCGUUUCAUCAUUCUCUGGGGCGUCCUCCUGGCCCAACUCUGGGUUUUUACAGAGAAUAUGCAUGUCCCUAGAGGAUCUUCUCCCUUCCCAUCAUCUGUUGUGUUGAUGUCGCUAACAUUGAUUUGCAGCUGUUUCAAUCGUUGCUUGUUUCAGUCUGUAAGUUGGAGGUCUUUUGGGAGGGGAUAGAGCACAGGAACAGUCAGUCUGUAAUUAUUGUAUAAAUGCUUUAAUAGCAUAUAAAUAAGUAUAUUACUUUUAUUUUGAAAAAUGAUCAGACACUGCCUUUUGUGUGUUUGCUGCCUGUGGCAACCUUUUUAAAGACUGUUACAUAUUAAAAUAGUGUACAUAUAUAUUAUAUUAUAUAUAUUAUUUACCUCUUUUGCUGUACAGUUGUGAUAGACCAGACUGAAGAUUUUAUUUUUUGUGUGCUUUUUAUAAAAAAAUUAAUACACUAAAGAAAAUCUUGCUGAUGUGAUUGUAAUGUACCCAUGUAACUUAUUUACUUUUGAAUGUCUUUCCGUAUCUCUAAACCUUUUAUUAAAUAAGGUUUUAAAAAUUCA
Messenger RNA from Monodelphis domestica (gray short-tailed opossum), 29962 nucleotides. It is a transcript of the gene MIDEAS, whose product is annotated as mitotic deacetylase associated SANT domain protein. Gene Ontology annotation, molecular function: transcription corepressor activity. Gene Ontology annotation, biological process: regulation of transcription by RNA polymerase II; negative regulation of DNA-templated transcription. The record is from RefSeq and is a predicted model, not a curated record. Gene Ontology annotation, cellular component: histone deacetylase complex; transcription regulator complex. NCBI's taxonomy places the organism in Eukaryota, Metazoa, Chordata, Mammalia, Didelphimorphia, Didelphidae.